UGCUCGUCACGUGAUGUUUUCGCUGGGCUGUAGUGAUGUGUAGCCACCAUGAGUGAAGCGGGCAAAUAAAGAUUUAUCAUGGCACCGAGCGAUGAUGGAGGCUCUGCGAAGAUGCAAUGUUUGAAUAAACACCAAGGGGAUACGUCGGAAAGCAUCACGGAUCACUCGAACGUGUAAUUGUAUCUGAGCUACGAACGCGCAGCCAACAAAAUGGGCCGUGCAUCAGUGUAAAGCGGAGGUAAAGUGACCUUUCAUCGCAUUGUCCCAUGGAAGAUCGGCCGCGUUUACCGAAUCACGGCGUCAUGUUGACACUGGAGCAACAACCGCGUCGCGCUGUCAUGAAAACAGCCGACAUCUCUAGUGCUGCUGGGGAGCCUCCAUCCUCCUCCUCCUCCUCCUCCACCUCAAUCAAUAACAGCGGCUCCCGUUUGCCCAUGCACUUAACAGCCUCCUCUCAUUCUCAGCCUCAGAGGAGGUACCAUCCGCCUUACCACUUUAAAGUGCACCAUCUGUUCCCGGAUGAGAGCCCUCAGGAUGCUGUAUUGAGGAAACACUUGCCACCGCUCCAGUAUAAAGUGCACGAUUCUGCCUUCUGCCGUGUCCUGAGCGCCGACACCACCGCUGCUGCCCUGGCCGCCGCCGCCGUCUGCUCCGCCGGUGUGGACCGGGACAUAUGGAAAUGUGGCUAUCUCAGAAAACAGAAGCACGGCCACAAAAGGUUCUUCGUCUUGCGGGGCCCCAGCAACCUCGGCCCCAGUCGGCUGGAGUAUUAUGACAGCGAGAAGAAAUUUCGAAACGCCCUUAAAGCUGCUGCCUCUGGUGUUGCGUGCCCUGCCAAGAGGGUGAUUUAUCUGUCCCAGUGUUUUACGGUGAACAAGAGGGCUGAUGCUAAGAACAAAUACCUCAUUGCCCUUUAUACUAAAGAUGAGUAUUUCGCCGUGGUGGCGGAGAGCGAGCAGGAGCAAGAGGAGUGGUACCUAGCCCUCACCGAACUUAUGACGGAGGGGAAAAAGGGGCAGCUAGACAACGACGAACUUGAUGACGGUUAUGGUACGAUUUCGCCAGGUACUAUUUUUAAAGAGGUGUGGCAGGUCAACGUCAAACCUAAAGGCUUGGGUCAGACCAGAAAUCUAAUGGGCGUGUACCGUCUGUGCCUUUCCGCCAAGACCAUUCACCUGGUGAAGCUGAACUCGGAGACGCCGGCCGUCAACCUGCCGCUAAUGAGCAUCCGCCGCUGCGGCCACUCCGAGAGCUUCUUCUUCAUCGAGGUAGGCCGCUCUUCUUCCAUCGGUCCCGGUGAAAUCUGGGUGCAAGUCGAGGACUCGGUGGUGGCGCAGAACAUGCACGAGACCAUUCUCGACACCAUGAAGGCUCUCAAAGCCUUUCCUGACUUUAGGCCGCGGAGCAAAAGCCAGUCCUCUGGCUCGAACCCCUUGCCGUUCAUCACUACUCGCCGACAUCUCGGCAACCUUCCCCCGAGCCAAACCGGGCUGCAGCGCCCCUCCAGGACAGAUUCAGUGACCGGCACGCCGCCUACAGGGAAAAACAGAGGGCGUGGCCAGCGCUAUCGGACCUCCAGUGAGGGCGAAGGCACUCAGAACCGCCCCCUCAGCUCUGGAACAGGCAGCCUGGUGCAUGUAAACACCCCCGUUCUCAACGUAGGCCGAGAGGAAAGCGGCAGCUGCUGCGCCCACGCCUCACCCGGAUCGAGCCACCACACCCGGUCCGCUUCCCUUCCUAUGUCCAACUUCCUGUCUGCCACCAGCCCCAUCAGUGUGUCCAGCAGCAGCGGGCACGGCUCGGCCUCUGAAACCCACACCCGCCCCUCAAGCUCCUCCAUUUGUGGCUCCCCUAGUGAUGGAGGCUUCAACUCGUCUGAUGAGUUCUGCCCCAGUCCGUGUGACUUCAGGUACUUUCACGCAAGUUGCACCACGCCCGAAUCCCACGGCAGCACUCCGCCCGUUCGGGAGGACUAUCGACUCACAGAGUACAUGACCAUGGAUUGGCACAGAGAUGGGGCGAGGACUUUCGAGGAGGAGAGCAGUUACAUGGAAAGGACUUUUCUCAAGCUUGCACAUUCAUCCAAGCCGAAGCUAGGCGGCGGUGGCAGUGGAUUAAGUAUCACGCAGCAGAAAGCUACACAAACCUCAUCCUCUUUAGAUGAGUCGAGCCCGGUGGAGUCGAAACGACACCAGGUUUGCUCGUGCCUGCUGAAGUCAGCCUAUAAGUCUUACUCUGAAUUACAUCAUCCAAACAAGCCUCACUUGCUCAGCUCUGAGUGUCAAAAGAAACUACCAAAAGACGAUGGCUAUAUGCCCAUGAUCUACAGCAUUGCUCCCUCUCCGAAUGCAGAUUACAUCCCUAUGCAACCCCAAGCAAACCACCCCAGCACCCUGGACAUCCACCCCUGUUCCUCGCAGCAAGCAGACCGAUACGGUUACAUGAUGAUGCUCCCAUGCGACAGCGUCUCCAGUAGGGAGCAAGCAGAGUUUGACGACUACAUGGACAUGUCACAACUUACCGUGGCCGAAGGCUUUUCUCAAGCCUCGCCCGAAGGUCCAAAGACCUCGUACUUCUCGCUCCCACGCUCCUACAAAGCCCCGUCACGAGAAAAGCACGAAAAGAUGGAAUACAUUCCCAUGUCCCCGGCCGAGCCCCCAAGCCCGCCUAGCCCUGGAGAGUACAUCCACAUGGACUUUGGUUCCCGUUCCUCUCACGCCGCUGCUUCUCGCCCGUCAGUAACUUCUCCCUCCACUCCGCCGCCUUCUCAACCCUGUUAUCAGCCUUGCUGCUCCUCACCAGACCAUGACUACUUGGGCUUAAACAUGGACGGCCUCUUGAAGGACCGCCCUCCUCGGCACUCGCUCGUAGCACCGUGGAACCCGCCCAACUACGCCCGUCCCUUAGGGUGCACUUACGGGCAGGCGCCGACUAAUUUAGAAAUGCACGACGAAUGCAGAGAAGGUCCGUUGAGACAAAUGCAGCACCUUUGCAUCUCCGAGCGUCUGCCGUUCAGUCAUACGGAGCCCAAGGUCAUCAGGGCCGACCCGCAAGGAAGGAGACGACACAGUUCAGAGACGUUCGUCCCCUUGCCAGCGUCUUUUGCUAGCAGUUGUGGAAUCAGGCCCUCAGCUAAUCAAAAUCUCCCUGAAGCUACCAGAUGGCAGAACUCAUGUGACAGCAUGUGGUCGCACUCGGGCACCUCUCCUAACACAGCAGCCCUAGCGACGAGCUCCGCUAGCUCCGCUCAGAACACCUCAUCCAGCUACCUCAACUACAUCGCUCUGGACCUGAGAGAAGUGCCCAGGGUCACACGCGACACUCCCCCUUCACACCCAGCUCACAGUAACCUCCAAGAGAGCGAUGCUUACGCUGGUAUAGACUUCUCCGUUUCGGGAGGACGUGCCACUGCCUCAAAAGAUUGAGUGAGUCAAACUCCGGUGCCCGAAGGAGAAUCGGGACACGGAAGAAUCCACUGAACUCUGGAUCGCCGAAGAGCAAGCCUCCUCCUCCUCGGACCUCCAACAACAAAGACUGAGAAACUGCACAACCUCUUAUACUCUGUAUUUCCCACAUAACUGCCUCAACAACCGGUUUCAUUUCUCCGAAUGAUAAUAUUAGUUUUUUGUUCCUUUAUAGUCUUCGGUCUUGUUUACUAGAGCGGGUUCGCUAAACUAGAACUGUGAGCUUCAGAUAUCUAGCACUUCUAUUUUUGUGUGUACGAUAUGAAACGCAUCAUAGCUCCUAGGUUACAGGUUUAUGUUUCUCCGCGCAAAAUCGGAUGUAAAUAGAAGCUUGUCUAUCGAAUAUAAUUUUGAGUCACCUGACACUCGCCGUACUUCGUUCCGGCCAUUUUUAUUUGUGUAUAAAGUAUUUUUUCAGGGGUUAACGGUGAACGCACUGUUUGAACUUUUUUUUUUUUUUUCGUUGUGUACAGUUAUUAAAUCACCUCGCCCUGUGUUUUGGGUGCAUGAAAACAUUCCUACGAGAGAGCGUCUGAGAAACGAGGCAACAAUUCAAACGCAAAACGCUUCGAAACGAGUACGAGAGCACUUUCUAGCCGAGACAGUGUUUUUCCGAGUUACCCGGAUGCUACCUCCCGUUCACGCCGUUGGGAAAACGCUCACGAAAUCCUUUCAGCCUCGCCUGUAUUAGUGCGAUAUCAACUAUUGCCGACUCUUGAGAUGCAAAACACCGUGACUUUUCUGUCCUCAUUUGAAAUAGCCUUGUUUACAUAAAUUGGGAGUGUUUUUGAGCCAACCGCUCACCAAACGACGAUGUUUACUAUUUCUUGUGGUGACGUAUUUGCAUUUCACUAACUGCCACAGAACUGAAGGAUAACGUGCUACUUUGCCUUCACUCUCCACGUGGUACAUCCAGUUUGUUGUUUUUGUUAAUUUAUUAAUUAUUUAUGGAUCGUCUGUGUUUAUUUAUUGAAUCCAGUGUAGUGGCACAUUCGUACGAAUAUAGUAUUACUUGCUGAGAGGAGGAGUUCAAUGUAUAUACGACUUCAGACCUGUUUUCCCCUCAUCUCUCUCCAGCCUUUUUUUAACUGAGAGUUACUGGGCUCUUUUUUAUUUUGCUUGUACCUGGAAGCUUUAUAUGAAGAGGGUUGUGGUUGAAAGCUGUGUAGUAAGAUGUGUACGCUUUACAGUAGUAGUCCAGAUUAAGUUGGGACGAAACCAUCAUCGUCGUUGACUUUUUCCCAUCUUUCUUUGAAUAGCUUUCGUCAUGCUAUUGUGUCAUGAUAUUGAUUUGCUUUAAUGUAAAAUGUGAAAAUAAAAAAAACAGUAGUAUACCGUUUCUUGGGGAAUUUUCUACACCAUAACAGCCUGGGAAAAAAAAUAAUAAAAUUGUUUUUUUUAUAUAUAUAUAUACCAGUGGCUCUACUGAGGUUAUAUUUUGGGGAUACUGAUAUUGUUUGGAAUUGUGUGGUUUGCCUUUUAAAGUGACUGAAAGGAAGAGCUGGACAAAAAAAAAAGUAAAAAUAAGAGAUGGGUAAAGUUUGUCGACAAUUUCCUGUUCAUUUGGUCAGUACUGACUCACGCUGAAAGCUUGUGAUUGGGUUGAAACAUGUUGAUAAUAACGACUGAAGCAGACCAUUAUCAGCGCCGUCUUCCUUUUGUAAAUAUUGUAAGUUUUGAUAUCCCUUCUCUCGCCAACACGCUACACAGCACCUCGCUCGGUUUCAAAGAUGAGAGAGUUUGAGGUCUUUUUUUUUUUCUUCUUUUUUUUUUUUUUUUUUGGUUCCUUCUACAUUUUUAUAUAUUUUCUUUUCAUGUAUAUUUAUUAGAUUGGGUUUGCUUGUAAUAGAGCUAUUGCAAUAAAAAAGUGCCAAGGUA
Molecule: messenger RNA, 5342 nt
Organism: Carassius gibelio (silver crucian carp)
Lineage: Eukaryota; Metazoa; Chordata; Actinopteri; Cypriniformes; Cyprinidae
Product: insulin receptor substrate 2-B-like
Exons: 2
Coding region: 267-3425 (1052 amino acids)
Biological process (GO): insulin receptor signaling pathway
Cellular component (GO): plasma membrane; cytosol
Molecular function (GO): phosphatidylinositol 3-kinase binding; insulin receptor binding
Source: RefSeq, a predicted model, not a curated record